UUGAUGAUAAUAGGGAUGUGCAAAAUUUGCUCUAGGGUAACAAUGGGAUAUGGUAUACCGUAAUACAGUGGUGAAAUUAUAAUAAUUUGGAAGGGCGCUAACUGAUUUCACCUGUUAAGCCAGUGCAGUCAGACCCUCCAUUUGAUGCUAUGGCUCCGCCCCUGGCUCGCUCAGCUCCUGCUGAGCUCAAUCAUUGGUGGGGUCAGCUGAGGUUCCGCCUCCAGAAUAGGAAGGGGUGGAAUCAAAUGCUUGAUGAGACUUUUCUUCUGCAGAACAAGAGGAUAAAUGACAUUCCACUCUUCUUUGCUGCCAAAGAGAAUGAUGUCGGCUCAAUAAGGAAGCUGCUGAAGUUUCCCUCUACAGAUGUCUUUGAAAGAGGAGCCCUGGGGGAGACCGCCCUGCAUGUGGCGGUAUUAAAUGACAAUCUCGAGGCGGCUGUGGCCUUGAUGGAAGGAGCCCCAGAACUCAUAAAUGAGCCCAUGAACUCUGACCUGUACCAGGGGAUGACUGCUCUCCACGUAGCUGUGGUGAACCAGAACGUGAACUUGGUCCGCGAGCUGAUUGGCCGAGGAGGGGACGUGGCCACGCCCAGGGUCACGGGGUUGUACUUCCGGAAGAGGAGAGGCGGGCUGAUGUACUAUGGUGAGCAUAUCCUGUCAUUUGCCAGCUGUAUGGGGAAUGAGGAGAUUGUCUCCAUGGUGAUUGAUGCUGGGGCCAACAUCAGGGCCCAGGACUACCUUGGGAACACCGUGUUGCACAUCCUGGUGCUGCAGCCCAACAAAACCAUCGCCUGUCAGAUAGUGGACCUGCUCCUGGCCAGGGACGCAGAGAUGGACGUGGCAGUGCCGUUAAGCGUGCUGCCCAACUACCGUGGACUCACACCGUUCAAACUGGCCGCCAAGGAGGGCAACGUAGUGGUGUUCCAGCACCUGGUAAACCGGAGGCGGAUAGUCCAGUGGAGCCUGGGACCUGUCACCUCAAGUCUGUACGACAUGACAGAGAUAGACUCCUGGGCUGAUGACCUCUCAGUGCUGGAGCUCAUUGUGGGCAGUCAGAAGAGAGAGGCUAGAAGGAUACUGGAUGUGACUCCAGUCAGGCAGUUGGUCAGUCUCAAGUGGAAUCUGUAUGGGAAACAUUAUUUUAGGUUGUUGUUGCUGGUGUAUCUCCUGUAUAUUGGAACAUUCACACUAUGUUGUGUAUACCGACCCAUGAAGGACGCCCCCGCGAAUUACACAGUUUAUGACAAUGACUAUACGAUCCGCGUUCAGAAAACUCUGGCGGAAAGCUAUGUGACUUAUGAGGACCACUUGCGUUUGGUGGGAGAAAUGAUCAGUGUCCUGGGCGCUCUGAUUAUUCUGCUACUGGAGAUUCCUGAUAUACUGAGAGUUGGAGCCAAGCGAUAUUUCGGUCAGACGGCACUUGGGGGUCCCUUCCACGUCAUUCUGAUCAGCUACGCGUGUGUGGUGGUGCUGCUCUGUGUGCUGCGGGCGAGUGGGAUGCCUGGGGAGAUGGUUCUGAUGGCCAUCAGUCUGGUCCUGGGGUGGUGCAACGUCAUGUACUUCGCCCGCGGGUUUCAAAUGCUGGGACCCUACGUCAUCAUGAUCCAAAAGAUCAUAUUUGGCGACUUAACAAAAUUUAUGUGGCUGAGUGUCAUAGUGCUGAUUGGAUUCGUCAGCGCUCUGUGGAUGUGGUACAUGACCCAGGACCCUUCGUCUCUCCCCCCCUACCGGUCUUUCCCCAUCGCCUUCUUCUCUCAGUUCGAGCUGAGCGUGGGGCUGGUGGACCUGCCGGUGGACCACACGCUGAGAACGCACCCCGUCGUCCACGUGUUACACUGCUCUUUCUCCGUGGUCUCCUACAUCCUCCUCCUCAACCUGCUCAUCGCCAUGAUGAGCGACACGCACUGGAGGGUGGCCCAGGAGAGGGACGAGCUCUGGAGGACUCAGGUCGUGGCAACCACUCUGAUGCUGGAACGGAGACUGCCUCGGUGUCUGUGGCCUCGACUUGGUGUGUGCGGUGUUCUGUACGGUCUGGGUGAGCGCUGGUACCUCCGAGUGGAGGAUCGAAAUGACCAGUGUGUACAGAAGAUCCGUCGCUACGUCAAUGCUUUUUCCAAGGACGACGAUCCCGUUCCGGAAGGGGAGGAGUCAGAGAAGCCAGAGAAGCAGGAGAAGCCAGAGAAGUCCGAGAAGCCCGAAAAGCCCGAAAAGCCCGAUAUCUCUCACGGUGCCACCCCUGUCAUCCCGCUUAUCAAAACCCUGGAGAGAACUGGGUCGAACCCUAACCGGAAGUCCCUGAAAGGCUGGCCGGUGAUUCGCCGGAGCGUGCUGGGUCUCGAAGCGGAGAUGGAUGCCCACACGCAGGAGACGCAGGAGGUCGAGUUCGUCUGAGAUUUGACCGAGAGCCAGCCAUACCAUGUCAAUAUAUAAUGGUGGUAAAUCAAAUCUUGACAAUACUUAGGGUGAUGUGCAAUAAAUGGAUACAGUAUUGUGUGAAUUUAUACAUAAUAUGUAGGGAAGGAAUUGAUUGUAUUUUAAUUUUUUUUUCCAUUUACGUUGGUGUCCCAGGGUUGAAAUGUUAUCUGAAUAUUAUUAUACUGUAUACAUUGAAAGCUCAUGAAUCCUAACACUGCAUUGACAUUAUUCAGGUCCAUCUGUCUU
Messenger RNA from Megalops cyprinoides (Indo-Pacific tarpon), 2660 nucleotides. It is a transcript of the gene trpv6, whose product is annotated as transient receptor potential cation channel, subfamily V, member 6. The coding region runs from base 150 to 2390 and encodes 746 amino acids. The record is from RefSeq and is a predicted model, not a curated record. Gene Ontology annotation, cellular component: membrane. The transcript has 17 exons. Gene Ontology annotation, biological process: calcium ion import across plasma membrane. NCBI's taxonomy places the organism in Eukaryota, Metazoa, Chordata, Actinopteri, Elopiformes, Megalopidae. Gene Ontology annotation, molecular function: calcium channel activity; protein binding.